Molecule: messenger RNA, 873 nt
Organism: Peronospora matthiolae
Lineage: Eukaryota; Oomycota; Peronosporomycetes; Peronosporales; Peronosporaceae
Source: the annotation of a GenBank genome assembly
AUGAGGAGGAAGAACUCGCAGGCGAAGAGCCGCGCAAAGCGCCUCGUGAGCAGUCGGUUGUCUGUUCGGUUCGUUUGUUUGAUUGCCGCCGCGUGUUUCUCCCUGAGGCUCGCGCAGUCCUCGUCCGAGCGGCGUCCGGUGUUCUACUUCAUCGGCGACUCCAUCACCGAGUACGGCAGCAACCCGGCCAAGCGCGGCUUCGUCACGACCGUGCAGCACCAUCACGUGCGAGCUGUCGACUGCGUCAACCGCGGCCUCUCGGGCUACAAUACCAAAUGGGUGCUGGAGCACGCGAUGCCCGUUUACGUGACCGAGCUGCAGGCCGCGUACUCGGCGUCCCUUGUGACGGUCUUCCUUGGGGCCAAUGACGCCGUGCUCGAGCACGGACCCGACGCUGCGCAGUUCGUGCCCCUGGAGGACUAUCGAGCCAAUCUGCACGAGAUCGUGCAACGCGUGCGCCCCCUGUUGGCUCCUCACGGCCAAGUGCUUCUGAUCACGCCGCCCUGUGUCAUUGACUCGAUGCGUCAAGGGGACCGCAGCGACGCCUCAGCGGCCAAGUACGCGGAAGCGUGCGUCCAAGUGGCUGCGGCCGAGAAUGUCCAUGUGCUGGACCUGCACACGUACUUCAACACGAUGUACCCGGCGGAGAGUGCUCGCAAAGCGUUCUUUGUGGACGGACUGCACUUGUCGGCACAGGGCAAUGAGGAAGUGGGCAAGUUGCUGGGAGUCGCGAUCAACGGCAUGUUUGGGAAAGACGAACUGGCGAGGUUUGCCAAGUGGCAGUUGCCGGACUGGAAGGAUUUGGUUCCUCGCGUCCCCGGAGCGGAGUCGCAGUUACUGGGCGGGGCUGCGACUGGAGUCGCUCGGGGGUGA